Serpula lacrymans var. lacrymans S7.9 is the source of this 1851-nucleotide messenger RNA. RefSeq lists its product as uncharacterized. The coding region runs from base 1 to 1851 and encodes 616 amino acids. The record is from RefSeq and is a predicted model, not a curated record. Lineage: Eukaryota; Fungi; Basidiomycota; Agaricomycetes; Boletales; Serpulaceae. The transcript is spliced from 12 exons.
AUGGCCAAGAAAGAUAAGAAGAACAAGGACAAGGCUGCUACUUUCCUGCCAAAACCGCAUCCAUUUGCACAGCCCAAACCGCCACCAUUCUCGAGUCAACCACCGAUAAAUGCUGGGACAUCACCAUUGACGUUGAAAACCAGUAAUAAUGCAAACCUCCUGCCCCUCAAUGAUAAGUCCAGCGCCCUAGCACGUCAGUUUAUGUCGGCUACGUCGACUCCAGCUCCAGCAACCCCUGGCACUAACCACCAUGCCCCUAUCAAGCCACUGCCCUCGACUACUUCUACAACGUCUAAAAAUUUUGCCGCUGCUAACUUGUAUACAGCGCUCAGUAAGGGAGCCGGGUUCCCAGCUAAAAUGCCGUCCUCAAUUGCUGAGUCCACAUCCCAGUCUUCUGGCCCUGCACGGGCUUCAAGCGUCGACUCUGUAAAGGAACUUGGUGCUCCUCGGGUAAAUUCGUAUCCUGCUCCACUAUCUCGAGGAAUUUCUUCAUCCUCAACAAGUGCCACUAACGCUUUAAGAGUUUCUUCCUCGAUGAUGAACGGUACAUCAAAAGGCGCUGUGAACGGCCAAGAAGCUUAUCUUCUGUCUCUGCGCAAGGGCGAUCCCGAGAUGCACCUCUUACAGGAUGAUCCAACUACAGUUUCAGGGCGUAGCAGAGAUCACGAACUCAAGACUGCCCCAAUCUUUACGCGCGACGCCUAUGUCGCAGCUGGUUAUCGUGAACAUACCACUCAGUAUGGAGUUAUGGGAAAAACACUUUCUAUCUAUUCGAAAGCUAAUAGAUAUACUCCUGCGGAUGCUCGCCUUUACAUCAAUACAAAUGCUCCAUUUUCUGCUGUCGUAUGCGGCGUACAAGGCUCGGGAAAGUCACACACCGUGUCCAUACUCUUGGAAAACAUGUUCAUAUCAAAUUUCCGCCAAAUCGGUUCUCUUCAGAGGCCGCUUGCGGGAUUGGUUCUUCAUUUUGGAGAAGGAGGUCCUGGUUCGCGUCCCAGUGAAGCAGCUUGGGUCGGCGUCUCAAGCGUCGAAGGUGUACAUCCUCCCCCCGUCCAUGUAUAUGUAUCGCGCUCUUCCCUUAACACGAUGAAAACCGUAUAUGCACCUCUUGGGAAUAGAGUGAGAGUGGAACCGCUGCUUUUCACCGAAGAGGAACUGGAUGCACAGGCAUUCUUGUCGAUGAUGGCAGUUGGCUCUUCGGAGUCCGCCCCAUUGUACAUCCAAGUGGUACUGUCUAUUCUCCGUGAUCUGGGAGAAAACUUUUCGUAUAAUGAAUUCAUGGUUCGUCUUGACGACAAGAAACAGUCUUUCAAUCCUGCCCAACUGGCAGGACUUGAGCAGCGUAUGGCUCUCCUCAAUUCAUUUGUAGACCGCACGCAGCCCUCCGAACGGCGGUUUGUAGCGGGGCAACUUACAAUCAUCGAUCUUUCCGACCCAUUUAUUGAUCCGGCAUCUGCGUGCGGUCUUUUUGAAAUAAUAACACGCUUGUUUGUGAGGGCAGAAGUGGGAACAGGGAAAGUGCUUGUGGUCGAUGAAGCACAUAAAUACUUAUCAUCAAGUAAAGGAGCCUCAGGACUGACGAAUUCUCUCUUAACUUUAACCAGAGAGCAGCGGCAUUUGGCAAUGCGCGUUAUCAUCAGCACUCAAGAGCCUACUGUGGUUCCGCCCGUCCUUUUGGAUCUAUGCACCGUCGCAAUCCUCCAUAGGUUCUCUUCUCCUUCUUGGUGGGACCAUCUCGCGAAACAUGUUUCUGCGGACAUCUCAGCUGAAGAUGCAUUUGAUAAAGUCGUUAAACUCCAGGUUGGGUUUCCCAACUUUGUGCCAAUGUCACAUGUUAAUAGUUUACUUUAG